AUGCUGCAUGGAGACAACAGCAUCGAUGAGUUGGACAUCCCCUCGGCCUUCCACGUCGACGAGCUGGAGCCUGACGAACCGGACACAUUUGCGACGCAGGCUGUCCGUGAGCCGGUGGCGUUAUCAGCAUCAUCGACGAGCUUCCGCGAUUUCGCCGCCGCGAAUGCGUCACCCUCAUUGACAUCUCAGCUCGCUGGUGAAGGGAUCGGUCGGACGCACGUGGACCUGCCCGUUCAACGGCGCAGUCUUUAUGACAUGGUGGACUCGCUGUCCGAGCGCGGAUCAAGCCCCGUCGUGGCAGCGGCGAGUCCUGCUGGCCGCCUCACGGAGCAAAACUAA
This is a messenger RNA of Phytophthora sojae, 339 nucleotides long. RefSeq lists its product as hypothetical. NCBI's taxonomy places the organism in Eukaryota, Oomycota, Peronosporomycetes, Peronosporales, Peronosporaceae. The transcript has a single exon. Bases 1 to 339 code for a protein of 112 amino acids. The record is from RefSeq and is a predicted model, not a curated record.